GUGUAGUACUAGUAACAUGAUGAUUUAAUAAGAUAGGAGUAGGUUGUAGUGAUGAAGAAACUAGGGGUGAGUAGGAGUAGUAGUAUAGGAAACAAACAGUGUUAGUAGUACUUAUAAACAGUAGAAAUGCAUAGACCAAGGAAAGAGGUAGCAGCAGUGAGAUUCAUUUCAUUCAUUAAUUUCAUUGGGAAGGAAAACUCUGAGUUAAGUUGCAGAGACACACGUUAACUCUCCAUCUAACCUCUCUCUGUCUCCACCUGCAUUUAACACUUCUCUACUGUUCUGCUUGUGUUCUUACUAUUCUUGAAUGUACUUAUCAUCAUAAAGAAAGACCAUUUGCAACCAAAGUUUUUACAGACACAUUUUUUAGCUUCAUUUCCGGGAGUACUCUCUUCUUUUUCAUAUACAGUAAUUUUUUUGGGGACUAAGCAAAACAGGGUUUGGAGGACAAAGUUGCAGUGAGAUUUCAGCUAUGGAUCAUCAUCAUCAUCAUCAACAUCAUAUGAUGAAUAUGGAAAAUAAUGUUAAUAGGAAGUUUUUUUCAUUUCCUUUGAGUAACAACAACUCUUCUGGUGUUCAAGUUCAUCAUAACUACAAUCAACAGCAGAACAACAACAACAACACUUCUUCAAGUGUUGCUGUUAGGGAUAAAAUCAUGGCACAUCCUCUCUUUCAUCGUCUCUUGUCUUCUUACCUCAAUUGCUUGAAGGUUGGAGCACCUCCAGAAGUGGUGGCUAGUUUAGAGGAGUCAUGUGCAAAAUGUGAAGCCUUGAAUGGCUCAUCAGGAAGGAGUAGUAUUGGUGAAGAUCCAGGUUUGGAUCAGUUCAUGGAGGCUUAUUGUGAGAUGCUUAUCAAGUAUGAGCAAGAACUCACAAAGCCCUUCAAAGAAGCUAUGCUUUUUCUCUCAAGAAUUGAGUCUCAGCUUAAGGCUCUUGCUGUUUCAACUGACUUUGGUCAAAGUGAACCAGCUUCACAUAAUGAGAUUGAUAUGCAUGAGAACAACCUUGAUACUCAAGGUGAAGAUCAGGAAUUAAAAGUGCAGCUUUUGCGCAAGUAUAGUGGAUAUCUUGGGAGCCUCAAGAAAGAGUUUUUGAAGAAGAAAAAGAAUGGAAAGUUACCAAAGGAAGCUCGGCAGCAACUACUUGAUUGGUGGAACAGGCAUUACAAAUGGCCUUACCCAUCGGAAAGUCAAAAGCAAGCACUAGCAGAAUCCACAGGCCUAGAUUUGAAGCAGAUCAACAAUUGGUUCAUUAAUCAAAGAAAACGUCACUGGAAACCUUCUGAGGAUAUGCAAUUUGCUGUGAUGGAUGCAACAAACUACUACAUGGAAAAUGUCAUGUGCAAACCAUUUCCUAUGGAUGCUGCCAUGCCUAUGCUUCUUUAGCUUUGGCACAUUCAUCCUCUCAUCUCAUCCAAAACCCUAUCUAUAUCUAUCUAUAUAAGUUAUAAUUUAACUAGGUUGUGGAGGUACAAUAUAUAUUUAUGUAUGUUAUGUAGAAAGGUGAGGAUAAAAAGCACACUAUCCUUGAACUACAUGUAUCUUUAUUAGAUUGAACUUGAAAUCUAAUUAUUAUAUAUAUAAGUUAGCUA
Messenger RNA from Trifolium pratense (red clover), 1590 nucleotides. Its product is annotated as homeobox protein SBH1-like. Gene Ontology annotation, biological process: regulation of DNA-templated transcription. Lineage: Eukaryota; Viridiplantae; Streptophyta; Magnoliopsida; Fabales; Fabaceae. Gene Ontology annotation, cellular component: nucleus. The transcript has 6 exons. Gene Ontology annotation, molecular function: DNA binding; DNA-binding transcription factor activity, RNA polymerase II-specific. The coding region runs from base 473 to 1384 and encodes 303 amino acids. The record is from RefSeq and is a predicted model, not a curated record.